AUCGUACUAGCGACCUCUAAUUGAGGAUUGCUUUCUUUACAUCGAUUCUACAUCGAUUCUACGUCGAUAGUGUUACGUAGGCAUUCGCCCCUAGUGGCAACCACCCAGCUUACCUAAGCUGGUUGAGCACUUCUAUAUGUACCCAUAGAUCGCUCCACACUCUCUAUUAUAUUUCCUUCUCUCUAGUCAGUCAAUACACACCUUCUCACCCGCAUUCCAUUGCUCCUUAUGCGCGCAACCUAGUACGCCAUACGUUGCUCUCACCAGCUACGUCACAGAUAGUCAUUUAAUCAAUCCUAUCACGCUUGGCUGCCCUGCCUCAUAACCUAUCGAACCGACAAACCAGACACCAACGCUUCGAGUCGUAGGGUUUACCACACAUCCCAGCUGCUCUGCGCACCUGGAUCCACAGCAUCGCGUCCACAAAUCUCCCGGCAAAACGACACGACACCACUCUGUCACCAUUAAAAGUCCGCAGCAAACCGCCAGUAUUAGUUGGGCGGUCACAACACGUUCUUGCCAGCCUCCGAUCUCGUCUUGCCUGCGAUACCGUGAAGUCGACAACACGAAGAGCUCCCCUCGAGCCGUUACGUCUCUCAGGAUCGGCGCAAAAAGAAACCGCAAUCCCAAUCAUGGCUUCUGACACAUUUCAUCCAUUCGCGAGAUUGCCAAAGGAACUGCAAGACCGGAUCUGGGACUUUGCGGCGCUUUCGCUUAACAGCCACCCGGCGGCACAUUUCUUCACAUUUAUCAAUACAUCCCAUGACGCGAUGUCAACUUUGGCAAGCAAAACCAUUAGGCAUAUGUAUCAAGACAGAUACUGUCUGGCGGCACCGCAGUGCAGCGGACGGAGAAAAUUGUCAUGGACGGAGUCGAAUCCGUCAGGAUAUAUGUCUGAGAUCGGCCUAUGGAAUGCUUGCACAGCUUCUCGACAGCGACUGCAGAGAUGUCGACGGACUUCAAUUACCUGGUCUGAUUGGAUCAAUGCAUCCUGUAAAAGCAGAUUCUCAGGAGAGUUAGAUGAAGCUCCAAUUCUUGUCGAGUUCUUACAAGACGGACGAAAACAAAAAUUCACCAUUAAUCCCAAAUCGGACCUAGUAUGCCUUCAACCGUUCGACUUUGAUACCAUCAGUUGGAGUACUAUCUUCGCUAAGGGGCUUCGUCAUCUAGCUUUCGAGUUCGACCCAGCAUGGGGUAGCUCCAUGAGUGACCCAUGGCGAUUUCCAUGCUACGAUGUGACCGGACCGCUUCGAUGCAUCAUCGAAGCCGCCGGUUUUGAGACGGAUUGGGUGGAUAAUAUUUGGUUUAUCGACUACCGGAUCAGUCGGCGGAUAGGACCUGCUCCAAACCUAACCCGAGAGGUGUUUAACGGCAACUCUUGUAGAUUUGUGGAAGUCAGGUUGGAAGACUCCCUUUGGAAGCGUUCCUCAGGUGAAAGUGUAUUCAACUUUGUGGAGAAUCUCGAGUGUUCUUUGGAUGACUACUUCACUGAUCAACAGUACUAUGAAAACAGGUCAUAUUAUCCCCAGACCACUCGUUGGGGACCACCAGUUGGGGUGCUGGCAUGCGAAAAGAUGCUUGAAUGACUUUGAAGAUCGAGGCAUGACAUCACUGGUGACUCAACGACCAGGUUCAUGCAAAGCUUCUGCAGAGCUCUCACGCUUACCCGUCGGUUGAGGUACGGUGAAGUUUGCGGAGGGCACGGUUGGCUGCGGUUUAUUAGAAGAUGUUACAAAUCAGAGAUAGGCUCCUUCUGUCAUAAGUGAAGGCCGACAAGGCAUAGUUGGGCAUGUGCGCUCCCUAUCCGGAGGAGACGGCUUCCUGAGCUAUGUUAAAAUACGUCGAAGCGCUCCGCGCUUCUCCAGGUUUUCGUGCCGAAAACCUAGAACCUCUCCGAAGGCUAGGGAAAAAGGGGUAAGUAGGAAUCGACGCUUGAUUGAACUGCGAAAAGGGAUUGAUUAGUAAUCGACUCUUGAUUGAACGGGGAGAAAUUAACUUGGAUUGAAC
Messenger RNA from Durotheca rogersii, 2007 nucleotides. RefSeq lists its product as uncharacterized. The coding region runs from base 633 to 1586 and encodes 317 amino acids. The transcript has a single exon. The record is from RefSeq and is a predicted model, not a curated record. NCBI's taxonomy places the organism in Eukaryota, Fungi, Ascomycota, Sordariomycetes, Xylariales, Xylariaceae.